This is a messenger RNA of Lathyrus oleraceus (garden pea), 657 nucleotides long. RefSeq lists its product as uncharacterized. The transcript has 2 exons. Bases 1 to 657 code for a protein of 218 amino acids. Lineage: Eukaryota; Viridiplantae; Streptophyta; Magnoliopsida; Fabales; Fabaceae. The record is from RefSeq and is a predicted model, not a curated record.
AUGUGCAACAAGUAUUCGAGGAAGAAAGUUGACAUGAAAGAGGUGCAAUGUUACAAGUCACAAGGAUUUCGUUGCUAUGCUCAAGAUUGUCGAAGAAAGAAGGAGUCAAGAGCAAAAUAUAAUGAUAAAGUGCAAGAUGCACAUGCUGGAGGCAGUGACUCGAAUGAUAUGCUACUCAUGGCGAAUACUCAAUCAAAUGGUGAACAAACCAAUACGAGGUUUGCAGAUGGCAUACAUGGAACAUCAAGUGGAAAAGGAAACAUAGUUGUGGUGAGCAAAGAUGGUAAUAGGGCUAGUAUUACUUACGUAUUGUAUGUACCUUCGAUGACAAGUAAUUUGAUAAGCAUAAGUCAAUUACUUGCCAAAGGAUAUAACAUGAAGUUGGAAGAAAAUAUGAUGAAGCUGUAUAAUAGUGAAUGCAUGAUGAUCAUGAAGGCACUAUUGGCAGAUGACAAAACUUUCAAAGUAGAGAUAAGCAUGGUUGACCAUCAUCUUGCUUCGACUGUUGUUGAAAACAAGAACUGGCUAUGGCAUCACAUGUAUGGACACCCAAACUUCAAAGGUAUGGGUAUGCUCAACCAGAAGAAGAUGGUAUAUGGCUCAGCUCAAGUGAAGGAACCAAGUCAGGUGUGUGAGGAAUGUUGCAAAGCAAAGUAA